UGUCUAACUGUAGUCUGUGUAGCUGUGGUGUGUAUACCCAUGGUCUGUGGUGUGUGCAGCUGUGGUCUGUGUGGCUGUGGUGUGUACAGCAGUAGUCUGUGGUGUGUGUGGCCAUGGUCCAUGGCAUGUGCAGCUGAGGUGUGUGUAGCCGUGGUGUGUACGGCCGCGGUCCGUGGUGUAACUGUGGUGUGUGUAGCUCUGGUGCAUGGAGCAGUGGUCUGUGGUGUGUGUCACUGCGGUGCGUGUGGCCGUGGUCUCUGAUGUGUGGCCGUGCCCUGCGUGCCCUGCGAUCCCGCAGGGCCGUGCCCUGCGAUGUGUGUCACUGCGGUGCGUGUGGCCGCGCUCUGCGGUGUGUGCGGUCGAGCCCCGCGCCGUGCCGCGGUGCCUCUGCCCGCGGGCGGUCGCGGCGCUCCCCGUCCCCGACACCUCCCGCACCUGUCCCGUUACCCGGCUCCGGGCUGUCCCUGCGGGGCCGCCACGAUCCCGCCCCGCCGCCGCCGCCGCCGCCCGGCCCCGCUCAGCGGCCGGGGCGUGGCCAAGCCGGGGGGAGGCGGGAAAGCGCCGCGCCGGGGGCGCUCCGCGGCUUCUCCCAGGCGGGGCGGCGCCGACGGGGUUAACGCGGUCCCCGCGGCGGCCGGGGCAGCUCCCGCCUCCCGCGCCGGAGCACACACACACACUCACACACACAGACACGGGCAGGCGAUGGCCGAGGGGCGCGGGCUCGGUUUUCCCCGAGAUGAUGUCAAGAGCUCGGGAGGAGGAGGAGGAGGAGGACGGUCGCUCUUUUUCUUAACGGCUUUGUUCUAAAAUCAUCCGAAAUAAAGCAGCCCCAGCCCCGAGCGCCGGGGGAGCAGCCGCGAAAGUAUCUAUUUUUUUUCUUCUUCUUUUUUUUUUCCCCUUUUUCCCCCUAUUUUUUCCUCCUCAUCUCUGCCUUUGUGUCCGCCUGGGGCCGAGCCCCCUCCCCGCUCUCUCCCCGGGGAAGCCGCCAGCUUUUUUUCCUCUCCUCCCGGCAGCCCGAGACCGGAGGCAGCGCCCGCCCCGCCGCUGCCCCGGGCAGGUGCUUCGGCGGCUGCCGACUCCUCGCUGCCCUCCCGCAUCCCCAACACCCGCCCGCCGGCCGGGGCGGCUCCGUGCCGCUCCUCCCGCGGGGCGCUGGCUCCCCGCCGCCAGGGCCACGCCGGCGGCCGGGCUCCCCCGCCUCCCGCCGGAGCGGCGGCGCGGCCCACCGCGCCCGGGGAUGCUGCCCCCAACUCCCCGCCCGCCGCCUGACACUGCCGCCGCCGCCGCCGCCGCCCUCACCGCACCGGACGCCGCUCCGCUGCCCGCACCGCGGCCACCUGCAGCAGCCCGGCUCCCCGCCGCACGCCUCGCACCGCGGCGGAAGGAAUAAAGCGCUCAGCCCGUCCCGACCCGCCCGGCCGGCGCUCCCCGAAGCAGCCGGGACCGGGGCGGGUCGGGGCCCCCGCGGGCCACCCCCGACGGACGGAGCCCGGGCGCCCGCCGCCCCUCAUCCCCCUGCGCGGCCCCUCGCGGAUGGGCGCGCUGCCGCCGCCCGGCCCCCCCCGGCCCCGCCGCGCCGCCUGAAGAAACUUGGGACGGCGGCGGCCUCCGCGUCCCCGCCGCGCCCCGCCCGGGCUGCGGGGGACCCUUCCCGCGUCGCCGAGCCAACUUCGCGGGGGGACCCGCCGGCCGCAGGACUCCGGCCCGGGGCUGCCGGUCCUUCCCCGGCGGGGCGCAGCCCAGCGCCCCCUCCCCGCGGCGGGGACCCCCUUCCCCUGGCCGCGGUGCUGGGGAGGAGCGGGGGUGCCCUGGAUGGCCCUGCGCGCUGGGACGGCUUGGUUUGGGCAGGUCCUGCGCAGAGUUUCCCGGCUCCAGGGCACUUGGUCCCGGCGCUCCAGCAGCCUCCUGUGCCUCUCCUCCUCCCAGGAACCCGAGCAGGCGGGCGGAGAGCGGCCGCCGCCGCAGCACAAGCUGCCCCGGAGCAGCGGCAGCGGCGGGCGCCGCCAGCCCCCCCGGCGGCUGCCCCCCUGCUGCGGCUGCUGCGGCCUGUCGGAUCCCCGGGCGGCCAGGGGGGGACAUGGUCCCCUCACUCGCCCCUUGCUGGCGGCCAUGAAGAGGCAGAACGUGCGGACCCUGUCCCUCAUCAUCUGCACGUUCACCUACCUGCUGGUCGGGGCCGCCGUCUUUGAUGCCCUGGAGUCCGACAACGAGAUGCGGGAGGAGGAGAAACUCAAAGCCGAGGAGAUCCGGCUCAAAGGAAAGUACAACAUCACCAGCGAGGACUACCGGCAGCUGGAGUUGGUGAUCAUGCAGUCCGAACCGCAUCGGGCCGGCGUACAGUGGAAAUUCGCCGGCUCUUUCUACUUUGCCAUCACGGUCAUCACAACUAUUGGUUAUGGACAUGCUGCCCCAGGGACGGACGCAGGGAAGGCCUUUUGCAUGUUCUACGCAGUCCUGGGGAUCCCACUGACACUCGUCAUGUUCCAGAGCUUGGGCGAGCGCAUGAACACCUUUGUCAAGUACCUCUUGAAACGCAUCAAAAAGUGCUGUGGGAUGAGGAGCACCGAGGUCUCCAUGGAAAACAUGGUCACUGUGGGUUUCUUCUCCUGCAUGGGAACACUCUGCAUUGGAGCAGCAGCUUUUUCCCAGUAUGAGGAGUGGAGCUUUUUCCAUGCUUACUAUUACUGCUUUAUAACAUUGACUACGAUAGGGUUUGGAGACUAUGUGGCCCUGCAGACCAAAGGGGCCCUUCAAAAGAAGCCUCUCUAUGUGGCUUUUAGCUUUAUGUACAUUUUAGUGGGGUUGACAGUCAUUGGGGCAUUUCUAAAUCUGGUUGUUCUCAGGUUCUUGACCAUGAACAGCGAGGACGAGAGGCGGGAUGCUGAGGAACGGGCAUCCCUGGCAGGGAACCGCAACAGCAUGAUUAUCCACAUCCAAGAGGACUCCCAGCAUGGUCGGCCACGGUACAAGGCCGAAGUAACAGACCUUCAGUCAGUUUGUUCUUGCAUGUGUUACAGGUCCCAUGAGUACACCAGCCGGGUGGUGUCCCACCAAAAUUCGUUCAGCUCGAAGCUGAACCCCCAGUACUUUCACUCCAUCUCUUACAAGAUAGAGGAGAUCUCGCCAAGCACAUUAAAAAACAGCCUUUUCCCAUCUCCUGUCAGCUCCAUCUCACCUGGGUUGCACAGCUUUACAGAUAACCACAGGCUGAUGAAAAGGCGAAAGUCCAUUUAAAGGGAUUUGUCUUCUUUUGCUUUCCUUGUUUCCCCCCAGUUCUUCUCCAUUGUUUUGGGGUUUUAUGUUCCUUGAGUGAGACGGAGUGAGGCUAAAGGGAGUAGAGAAAGCCAGUCCUCAUCUGAGACUCAGCUCUUGAGCAUGAAGCAUGGAUUAUUACCGUUCCAGCAAAGUAUGCCUUACAUUACCCCCUCGGUGGCUGUCAGAGGAUUCAAGGUGACGUGAAGUGGGUACCAAAUCCAAAGUUGCACACACAGCUGGGAGCCUUCAUGUGCCAUUGGCACUCCUGACCUAAUAAACUCUUUUCCUCACGAGCAGGUUGCGUGCUUGCGUGCGUGUUGGGUGUGCGUGCGUGUGCGUGCAAUUCCACAACUAGUGCCAUGCGACAAAAAUCAAAGCAUCAGGUAUUAUUUUGGGGUUUAUUUUUUUCCCUUGAAGCAAUUGUGUUCCAGCCUGCUUUCAAAUUUUAGAUUGCUUCCAA
Molecule: messenger RNA, 3715 nt
Organism: Strigops habroptila (Kakapo)
Lineage: Eukaryota; Metazoa; Chordata; Aves; Psittaciformes; Psittacidae
Gene: KCNK9
Product: potassium two pore domain channel subfamily K member 9
Exons: 2
Coding region: 1813-3234 (473 amino acids)
Biological process (GO): stabilization of membrane potential; potassium ion transmembrane transport
Cellular component (GO): membrane
Molecular function (GO): potassium ion leak channel activity
Source: RefSeq, a predicted model, not a curated record